CUCCCUCAACUUGCAGCCAAGCCAAGCCAGCUACCUCGGCGCUCUCCUGUCCGGCUGUCCCUGCCUCCUUUGCCGGGAUUACGGGAUUUAAGACAGCGCUGUGGCACUUUCAGGACGCGACAUCAGAAGUGAUGGCCUCAGUUGCGCAGCUGUGCCGGUAAUCCUGCUGCUGCACGUAGGGAAGAAGCAGAGGCGCCUUGACAACCGACCUACCUUCCUCUCUCACAGAAAAAAAAAAGAAAGGGGAAAAAAAUAUAAUCACACCAGCAUAAACAAAUGCGACCAUGUACAGCGUGGAGGACCUCCUCAUCUCUCAUGGAUACAAGCUGCCCAAGCAUAACACCUCCUCCUCAACCCCUACCCCAACCCCUGUGUCCUCGUCCCGCCAGGCUCCCUCGUCCUCACCGCCGUCCUACAGCAAACACCAUGAAAUCCUGGAGAACAGGCCCGGCCCCAGGACUGUGAACGGCUUUGAAAGAGGGCCCGGGGCGCCCUAUGGGAACGGUGGUGGAGCCAGGCAGCCCCAAGCGUACGUCAGCGGCUGUACCAACAACAAUAACGAACCCAGGGACAGGAGCCAGCCCAGGCGGGAGGGUGAGAACCGGAGCCAGAUUGACACCCACUCCCUGGGAGAGUCACUGACCUCAGACAGUGGGUUCUGUGAUGGCACCAGAGGUCCACAGUCGCAGUCAAAGGAUGUGUCCUACUGGAGGAGAAGAGGCCAGGACUUUACUGUGCUGCUGGAUUAUGCUGACUUCAGAGAGCCGCAUGGAGGAGGACCGGGGGGUUACGGCAGGCCGGAGGGGCCUCAGCAAGCAAGAGGCCAGGAGAUGUCUGCAGAGGAGCGUCAGAGGGCUGCUCAGGAGAGGCAGCGCUGGGCAGCCCAGACCCAGGCUCAGGCUCAAGCCCAGGCCCAGGCCCAGGCUCAAGCCCGCUCUAGAGAGAGGGAGGCUGCUCUCCAUCAGUGGAAGAUGGCAACUGAGAGGAAAUGCCAGAGCUUGGGGACAGAUGAGUGGCGUCCAGCUGUAAGCUUUGGCCGCCAGCUGUCACAAAGUGAGGGUGAGCGUUGGUCACAGGAGCAGCAGCGGCUCCAUGCCAGGACACCAGAGGGCAUGGUAGUCCACCCCAGGACCAAAGCCAAAUCCCAGUCCCUGCCCAGGAUGUUGCAACCUGAGAGCCUGCAGUAUGUGGACAUAGCCUCAUCCGGUCAGGAACUGUACAGGCGGAUCAAUGGCCACCCACUGUCACACCACAACCUUUACAGGGCCCCCCGCUGGCCGGAGAAUGGCAGGCCAGCUAGUGCCAACCAACUCUCAAUGACACCAAAGCCCCGCUUCACACGACCCCCCAGACCUCCCUCCUAUGAGAUGCACCAGCAGAUCAGGGGAAGCUGUGAGGUGUUGUCUGGGAGAGACUCAGCCAUUCCCCAGGCCAGGGACAGAACCCCGAUUCCCAUAUCAAAGACAGGUGACCCCCAACUGGACUAUUUUGCACCAGACUCUGGACCUCCAGGAUACAUCCCUCCCCCGUCAUAUAAAAGAGCCCCUAUAAUGGCAGGGGGACGCCGGGGGUAUGGUGAAAUUGCUGUUGACUACAGGUACAGAGGGGAUGUGUACCAGCACAUACAAGUGGCUGCAGAUGGAUCUCACUGGUUCGCCAGACAUCCAGCAGGUUCCUGGCCUGAUCCCCAGAGAGAGAGGAGCUUGUCCAGCCAGAAGCAGCUUUACCCUGUGUAUACUACCCAGGAGCACCCUGGAGGGGGGGUCCAGUAUAUCCCCUUUGAUGACCCACGUAUCCGCCACAUUUCCUCAGCCCUGGGUGGCAACUCCCUGACGGACGCGGACAAGAUCCGCCACAUUCGCAACGAGCUUCCCAGCGUCACCGUGUCGGAGCCUGCGUCCGACAACAGUGCCUUUUUGCCCCCACCACUGGGGCCUUUCAUCGCUGCCAAACUGGCCGAUGAUGCUAACCAGACAUCUUCUAGCGACUUUGACAAUGACGAUAACAGGUGGCACAGCGAUUUGCACAAAGAGACUGUCGAUAACUUCCCAGCAACUGACCAAAACUGCAACAACAGAUAUCCCAAAAACCAACGUCCUCCUCCAUCUCCCUCUUCAGCCUUCCAGGCUCCAUUAGCAAGAACUUCCUCUCGCCAGGGGUCCGGCUCAGACCAGGUCUUUGCAGAAACCAUCACCCAAGUGAAGAAAAUUGCCCCGGAUUCAGGGCCAGAGAACAACAGGAACACCAAGAGAAGAGUGAGUGAGACCAUCUUCUGCCUUGUGUCUGUACCCGUUCACACGCCGACCAACAUUAAUAAAGACUUGGCAGCAGAUCAGAACAACAAUGAGACAAUACCAAGCCUGACUGUCACUAACAUGGAAACCUUUGCUGUAGGCCUCAAAGAGAGUCCAAGUGUUCGGAGCAAGUCUGUGAAUGAGAUGCCUAUCAAACCCCACUACUCUCACUUUCACACCAGCAGCACAUCCUCAAUGAGGAAUUACAAGAGGGCUCCUUUAAGGAAGGAGAUAAUAGAUGCCUGGGCCCUCCAAGCCAGCGAAGACAAGGAGUUGUGCUAUGCUGGGUCCUGGCCUGGAAACCAGUACCGUAACCAGGAAACCCAGACUGGCUCACCUUUGACGGUGGUAAAAAGUCCAGAACCCCAGAGUCCUCCUGGGGGACAGGAGCCUGUUCAGUCUGCCUCAGACACAACUACAGACAGUGGUUUGGGGACAGACAAUAGUUCCUCUUAUGGUUACCCCAUGGCAGGCCAGAAAAACCUUCAUCCCUCCAGCAACAGCGCCUUCUCCCGUCUCAGCCUCAGCCCAACACAACCGCCGUCACUGCUACCCUCACCGCAAGACCCAUCCUCCCCAUUCAAGGCCCAUGAUCAGGGAGACCAGCUGCCUUCCUCUCCCAGGAGGAGCAGCUCUAGUCCCCCAGAGAGUGCAGAGCAAGUGGUCUUUGGACAGUUUCUCUUAAAGCCAGUGAACCGACGACCAUGUGAUGCCAUAGGUGAACUGGAGAGCAUUAAUAAGGAGAUGGAAGACACGAUCAGCAAGAGACCCACUGUGGUUCAGUGCACUGAAUAUCUGGAUGGGGUGAAUAGGAGACUAGAUCGAUUUAAAUCAGGAGCACAUUUCACUGCUGGUCCAGAACCAGGCAGGGAAGCAAUCAGUCUUCCACCAAUGCACAUAGAAAAACCCACCAAUAUAAAAGUCAGAUCAAAGUCCUUGGCUUCUACUGCUGAUCUAGACUCCAUGGACAUGAGAAGUGCUUUCUCCAGGCCAGAGGCCAACAGCAUGCCACCCACAAAUGAGCUGUCUGUUCUCCCCAACCCAGGCCUCAGAGACAAUUGCCUCCUGUCCUCACUAUCCCCACACAAUGAGUCAAACCGGCUCUAUAGACAGGACAUCCCAGUCCCUCAAGAGUCCUUGCUGAAGGAUGUGGGGCUAACUGUAUACACAGAGACUCCUGGUGGUCCCGGGGAGCCAAUGCAGCGCUCGCUCUCAGUCCCAACUCCACUCAAUCAUAAGGAGCUUAUUCAGUCAGUGCAACUCUCGCGGGACAGCAGGACAACACUCGUUAAAAACAGCAGUUGUUUGGAGCACAAUUCAAAUAAAGAGCUUCAAGCUGAGGUGGAUACUGAGAGAGUUCCACCAUUCAGGGGCGAGGUGAAUUUAAGCAUCUGUAGAACCAGGAGUGAAAGCAGCAGAUCACCUCAGAAAGACGGUUCACCACAUAUCACAAAGCUGACCCGGGAGGUUUCCUUUGUGUUUGAGGAUGAUGAUGGCAACGAGAGAUACGCCAUCUCUGAGCCCCUGACCUAUAAGAAUGAGUCAACAAUAGCAGAUAAACAUCUGGAGAGCUUACUGAUACAGGAGAAGGCCAAUUCUUUACCUGCAGAGGACCUCAGCAACCUGUAUGAGGUCAAAUGCGCAAAAGGUAUUCCCGAAAACGAGUCCAUCGAGCAGAGGGCAGCACGGAUCCUGGGUAUAUCUGUUCCGGUGGAGGCCUUGGGUGUGGCUGACAAACAACCUGAGGACAACCAGGACGAAACAGACACCACUGUAGCUGAAAAACAACUAAGUCCAAGUGAAGAGACACCGCAGGUGAUAGGAGAGUGUGAGCAAGUCAAAGAGGAGUCCCUGAUUGUCCAGGGCGCAGAGACAGAGGAGGUGACGGAGACAGGAUCAGGUGUGGACCAAGAAGAAGGUGACAGACAAAAGCACAGCAGCUACCACAGUGAUAGUGAAGACAACCAGGAUACUGACACAGCCGUAGUACUGGACUUACCUGAGUUCCCACCCAGUAAGCUUCCCUUGUCCCUGCCCGUCAUUCCGGAUGAGAAGCUUGCACUGAGCAUGUGCAGUGGGGAGAAAAAGGGGCGAGGCGGGGCAUGCAAAUUAAUCGAAUCCCUGCAAGAUAAGCUAAACUCCUCCACUUCUUCAUCUGCUACAUCUCUUUGCAGAUUAUCCACAGACAGAAUGGCACGCCUGAAAGAGCUGGACUCAGUGUCUCGAAUAAGACGCCUCAGUCUUAAAAGUUCUGAGUCUGGAGAAGAGGUUGGUUCUGAGGAGAGAAAUGGAGACAGAGAGGAGAGUGAGGUUAAAGAAGAGGCAAAGGAGGAAGAUGAGGAGAAGCAAGAAGAAAAGGAUGACAAGAAACUGGAGGAAGAGGGAAGGGAGGAGGAGGAAAACCCAGAUACACAUGGGAAUGCACAUCAAACACAUGACAAGUUGGGAGAUCCUGAAGAAGACUGUAAACCUAAAGAAGAAGUGAAUGAUGGGAUAUGUCAGGAAGAGCAAAGCCAAGAGGAGGAGGCAGGAGAGAUUAACGCUGAGAUUGCACUGAAAGUAGACGAUGAAGGUGGCGGAGAAGCAGGUGUUGAAUUGAAAACAGGAGAAAGAGAAGGAGAGGUGGAGCUGAAAACUGUGGAGGAUGACAAAGAAAAGCCUUCGGAGGAGCUGAGAGAUGGACGGAUUGCAGAGGAGGUCAACAGAGCUGAAUCCACCCAAGACGCAGAGGGAGAAAAGCUGCCCAAACCAAAGCAGCGCACCAGGCUCCAGAAGCCUCCUCUGCUUCCUAAACCUCGCAGUGUUCCUAAGAGGGAGAUAACGCUGCCACUCAGCUUCAGCUCCGGGAUCUGUGGCCCCUCCAAUAUAGAGGAUGAGGAGAUGCUCUCGGUCUCAGACUCCUACGACCCCAGUCGGGUGGAGAGAGUGUAACCUCUGACACUGCCUUCACCACGGUGGAAAUCUAUCUUUUUCAAGUUAACAGCUUUUUCCAGCAACAAAGGCUUUCAUCUCACCUCCUGGCUUAGUCAGCCGUGACCCCUCCAAUAUUGUUACACAUUACUUCUCACAGAACUGACUGUCCUGGUGCUGCGAGAGCAUUUUUACAGCCAAAUAAAGGCACUGCUGGUGCCAAUUCUCCAGGCCUUUUCAACCUUGUCAUCCUCGUCUUUCCAUUCCCUCCACCUCUCGAAAAAGUUUAACUGGACUUCCUGUUUUUGAAGUUACUUUGCUUUUGGAAAAAUGCAUGUCAUUAUUCCCAGGCUGCACUUGGGCUCCUUUGCGAGCUCAGGUUGUUGAAAUAUGAAUGUAAAAGUGCUUCUGUUCAGCAAAAACAAAAGAAAUGUUACAGAAAAAAAAAAAAAAACAAAACAAGAAGGCAACAGUAUUGCAUUACAAUCAGUAUUAACCUACACCAAAUGUAAAUAAGAAAGAGUUAUAAGAUUUUAUUAAGAAUAUAAAAA
Molecule: messenger RNA, 5755 nt
Organism: Toxotes jaculatrix (banded archerfish)
Lineage: Eukaryota; Metazoa; Chordata; Actinopteri; Toxotidae
Gene: jcada
Product: junctional cadherin 5 associated a
Exons: 5
Coding region: 285-5225 (1646 amino acids)
Biological process (GO): positive regulation of blood vessel endothelial cell proliferation involved in sprouting angiogenesis
Cellular component (GO): ruffle membrane; adherens junction
Source: RefSeq, a predicted model, not a curated record